ACGUACAUCGGCUCCAUCCUGGCGGCGGUGAACCCUUACCAGACGCUCCCCGGGCUGUACGACCGGCCGGCCGUGGAGCUGUACAGCCGACAUCACCUCGGUGAAAUCUCCCCGCACAUCUUCGCUGUCGCCAACGAGUGCUACCGCUCACUGUGGAAGAGGCUUCAGAACCAGUGUGUCCUCAUCAGUGGAGAAAGCGGAGCGGGGAAAACAGAAAGCACCAAGCUGAUCCUGAAGUUCCUGUCGGCGAUGAGCCAGCACUCCCUGGAGGUGACGUCCAGAGACAGGACGUCACACGUGGAGGAGGCGCUGCUGGAGAGCAGUCCCAUCAUGGAGGCCUUUGGAAACGCCACGACCGUCUACAACAACAACUCCAGCCGCUUCGGGAAGUUUGUCCAGCUGCAUUUCAGCCAGAAGGGCAACAUCCAGGGCGGCAGGAUCGUCGACUACCUCUUAGAAAAGAACCGCGUGGUCCGGCAGAACCCAGGGGAGAGAAACUACCACAUCUUCUACGCUCUGUUAGCAGGAACCAACAACCAGCAGCGAGAGGCGUUCACGUUGACCCACCCCGACAGCUACCACUACCUGAGGCAGUCGAGCUGCGUCACCGACAAGACAAUCAACGACAAAGGCACUUUUCAGGAUGUUCUGAAUGCCAUGCGAACGAUGCAGUUCACGGAGGAGAACAUCGGGGAGAUCCUGCGCCUCCUGGCCGGGAUCCUUCAUGCGGGGAACAUCGAGUUCAUGACGGCCGGCGGAGCACAGGUCUCCUCCAAAUCAGCUCUCAGCCGCACAUCCGACCUCCUGGGGCUGAACUCAGACCAGCUGGCCGAGGUUUUGACCCACAGGUCCAUGAUCCUCAGGGGGGAGCAGAUCUCCACACCGCUCACCGUGGAACAGGCGGUGGACUCCAGAGACUCCAUGGCCAUGGCACUUUAUUCUCAGUGUUUCAACUGGAUCAUCCGGAAACUCAACAGCCGCAUCAGAGGCAAAGAAGACUUCAAGUCCAUCAGCAUCCUGGACAUCUUCGGGUUUGAGAACUUCGAGGUCAACCGCUUCGAGCAGUUCAACAUCAACUAUGCAAAUGAGAAGCUUCAGGAAUAUUUUAACAAGCACAUUUUCUCUCUGGAGCAACUCGAGUACAACAAGGAGGGCCUGGUGUGGGUCGACAUCAACUGGAUGGACAACGGAGAGUGUCUGGACCUGAUCGAGAAGAAACUGGGUCUCCUGGCACUGAUGAAUGAGGAGAGUCACUUCCCCAAAGCCACAGACGACACCUUACUGGAGAAACUCCACAGCCAGCACUCGAAAAACUCUUUCUACGUGAAGCCCCGUGUUGCCGUGCACUUCUUCGGAGUCAAGCACUAUGCAGGAGAGGUGGUGUACGACGUGAGGGGGAUGUUGGAGAAGAACAGAGACACUUUCAGAGACGACAUCCUCAACCUGCUGAGGGAGAGCAGGUUGGACUUUGUCUACGAUCUGUUCGAACACGUAUUGAGCCGAAACAAACAGGACACUCUGAAGAGCAGCUCCAAGCACCGACGGCCCACAGUCAGCUCCCAGUUCAAGAAUUCUUUGCACUCCCUGAUGGCCACGCUCUGCACCUCCAACCCGUACUUUAUACGAUGCAUCAAACCAAAUACACGCAAGAUGCCGGACCACUUCGACCAGACGGUGGUUCUGAACCAGCUCAGAUAUUCGGGCAUGUUGGAGACGGUCAAGAUUCGACGCACAGGCUUCCCCAUCCGGAGACCUUUCCAAGACUUCUGCUGCAGGUACAAGGUGCUAAUGCGGGAGGCGUUGAUGCCGGAUGAUCCCAGGGGGCGCUGCAUCCAGCUGCUGAGCCACUACGACAGCAGCAGCGUGGAGUGGCAGCUGGGAAAGACCAAGGUGAGGGACAGAUGUAUUAACGUCCACAUUCACAGGAAGCUGAGGGAUCCACUUACUUCCUGGUACCUGAGACCUGAUCCAGAGCCUCAUUAUAUUCAGUCUAACUGGGCCUGGUGA
Paralichthys olivaceus (Japanese flounder) is the source of this 2007-nucleotide messenger RNA. Lineage: Eukaryota; Metazoa; Chordata; Actinopteri; Pleuronectiformes; Paralichthyidae. The record is from RefSeq and is a predicted model, not a curated record.